AUGGAGAGACAAGCUUCAACUUUAUACAAUGCUCUUGCCGCAAGAGGGCAUGAAAUUCAUGUUUUCACGGUGCCAGGAGACCUCACCAAGGCAUCCAUGAAGGCAACCGUCCAUAUCCACUUUGCAGCAAAUGAUCAUGGCUCGGUUAAUUGCUCUCUAGCAUUUGAUAUAUUCAAUCAAGAAAACAUAGCUGGACCCAUGACUGAACUUCAAGAAGCAAUGCUCCGAUUCGUCGACGAGAUUAGAUUCUUCUCAAGCUAUACCCAACAUAUAUGCAUAAGCAACAGUGCAGGUGAGGUUCUAGUCAACAUCUACCAGCUGCCACAAAGGAAUGUCCAUGUCAUUCUCAACGGAGUUGAUGAGACAAAGUUUGUGUAUGACCCAGAAGCCGGUGCGCAAUUUCGUCGAAAACAUGAUGUGCCCUACAAUGUCAGCCUAGUAAUGGGAGUUGCAGGGAGGUUGGUCAGAGACAAAGGACACCCACUACUCUAUGAAGCCUUCUCAUCAAUAACCAAGCACCAUCCUGGUGUUUUUCUACUUGUAGCAGGUUCAGGUCCAUGGGGAAGAAGGUAUGCAGAACUAGGCCUAAAUGUGAAAAUUAUAGGCGAAUUGAAUCCAUCGGAGCUGGCUGAAUUCUACAACGCCCUCAACGUGUUUGUGAACCCGACGCUGAGACCUCAAGGACUUGAUCUUACAUUGAUGGAACCAAUGCAUUGUGGGAAGCCAGUUCUGACCCCAAAUUAUCCGAGCAUAACCGGAACAGCAGUUUUAAACUAA
Ilex paraguariensis (yerba mate) is the source of this 777-nucleotide messenger RNA. The record is from the annotation of a GenBank genome assembly. NCBI's taxonomy places the organism in Eukaryota, Viridiplantae, Streptophyta, Magnoliopsida, Aquifoliales, Aquifoliaceae.